Hibiscus syriacus is the source of this 1146-nucleotide messenger RNA. RefSeq lists its product as uncharacterized. Lineage: Eukaryota; Viridiplantae; Streptophyta; Magnoliopsida; Malvales; Malvaceae. The transcript is spliced from 3 exons. Bases 1 to 1146 code for a protein of 381 amino acids. The record is from RefSeq and is a predicted model, not a curated record.
AUGGUCAUGAGUCAUGUGCUGUAUGAGUCAAUGCUACAUGAAUCUGAUCAGCAUUUUGGUGAGCAUGCAAGUGGUGCUAGUUCACCUGGUGAUAAGGAAGUCGGUGGUGAAGAAGUUGCUAUCAAUCCUGUAGUGGGUGGGAACAUGCAUCACAUGCUAACAAGAAGCAAAUGUGGGGGUUUUAAGCCUAAAGUGUGUCUGGAAACUGAUGAUACUGCAUUAAAUGUAGUUUUGUCUCUUGUUGUGGUAAGUCGUGACUGGCAGUGUACGUAUAUGCUAAUAUACGUGGAUGAUAUUAUUAUUAUAGGAGUCUCUGACCGUGAGAUUGAGCGAGUUGUUAAGACGCUGGAUGCUGAGUUCUCAAUCGAAGACCUAGGAGAGCUAGGAUACUUUCUGGGUUUUGAAGUCAAAAGAAUGGAUAGCUACUUGUUUCUGUCACAACGAAAAUUUCUUCUCAAACCUCUAAUGAAGACUCGAAUGGAUGAUGCUAAUUUCGCCUCCACUCCAAUGAUCAUGUCGAAGCUAACACAUGAAGCUGGGGAGUUACUAGAUGAUGCCAAGGAGUAUCGAAGCAUUGCAGGAGUGUUGUUGUACGCCUGCCACACACAUCUUGACAUCACCUUUAGUGUCAACAAGCCUGAUUAUGUGCCCUGGGGAUGUCAAGGUGAAGGUAAUGACAUUUGCAGAUGUCGAUUGGGGGGCAGUUCAGAUGACAAGAGGUCGGUGACUAGUAGUUGUGUUUUCCUUGGAGAUAGUCUUGUGUCCUGGACUCCGAAAAAGCCAAAAUCAGUAUCACAAUACACCAUGGAAGCCGAGUACAGGAGUGUUACGGCUGUGGUAGCUGAGGUAGCAUGGAUUGACGACCUUCUUUCAGACAUGGAAAUUGAGCAACAGAGAAUCCCUACAAUCUGGUGUGGCAAUAGUGGAGCUGUAGCAAUGAGUAGGAACCCGAUGUAUCAUACUAAAGCCAAGCACGUGAAUCUCAAUGUACAUUUUGUAAGGGAGAAAGUGGCAACUAAGCAGCUGGUUGUCAACUACGUGCCUGCCGGUCAUCAAUUGGCAGGUUUGAGAGCUUUCGAUAUAAGGUACAGGUUCAGUCACGUGCAGAAGAGGAAAGAAGAGAGAAUAUUAAGGGACUUCAAUUAA